Eriocheir sinensis (Chinese mitten crab) is the source of this 1039-nucleotide messenger RNA. Its product is annotated as anaphase-promoting complex subunit 13-like. The coding region runs from base 605 to 832 and encodes 75 amino acids. Lineage: Eukaryota; Metazoa; Arthropoda; Malacostraca; Decapoda; Varunidae. The record is from RefSeq and is a predicted model, not a curated record. The transcript is spliced from 3 exons. Gene Ontology annotation, cellular component: anaphase-promoting complex. Gene Ontology annotation, biological process: protein K11-linked ubiquitination.
GCACCAAGGCUUGUCACACCCGCCACACACUCACUCACACACUCACACACACACACCUAGUUACGUACUGUUGGAGUGUGUGAAUAAGGAGGGAGGAAGCGAUACACAGACUUACAGCUCAGAGGAAGAAGAAGGUUACUCCCCCUGUGUGCCGCGGCCCCGAGUCACCUGUGGGUCAGAGGACAGGCAACCCAAGCCAGGCCAACCCAACUUAAACCAAGACAACCCAACCCAGGACAAGCCGAACCCAACCAACUCAAGCCUAUACGAAGCCAAGCCAACCCAACUCAAACCAAGACAACCCAACCCAGGACAAGCUGAACCCAACCAACUCAAGCCAAAUACGAAGCCAGGCCAACCCAACUCAAACCAAGACAACCCAACCCAGGACAAGCUGAACCCAACCAACUCAAGCCUAUACGAAGCCAAGCCAAGACAACCCAACCCAGGACAAGCUGAACCCAACCAACUCAAGCCUAUACGAAGCCAAGCCAACCCAACUCAAGCUCAACCAAACCAACCCAAGACCAUUAUUAAGCUGAACCAGACCAAGCCAAGCUCACUCUAAGCCAGGUCCAGGUCAUUCCAGGGCCAUCCCCCUUGCAUGGACUCCCAGGUUCAGCUUGAUGGGCGGCUGCUGCUGCUGGUGGACACGGCCUGGCUGGUGGACCGCCUGCCCAGCGACGACAUAGCGGUGCCGGUGCAGGAGCUGCCGGACCCUGAGCCAGACACCGCCACGCCCCACCAGACCCUCCGGCAGCAGGAACACAAGUGGUGCGACCUCAUGCUGACCAACCUCAACGACACGCAGACACAGAACGCCGGGAACUAGGGGAUCACGGAAAGACUCAUUUGACUGAUAUUGUUUAACUGACUGGAUGAUUGUUUAGGUUACUGAUUGAUUGCCUGAGAAAUUGUUUAACUGAGCAACUGACUGGCUGACUAACUAUUUAACUGACUGACUGAUUGGCUAACUAACUGUUUGACUGACUGACUGACUGGUUGACUGUGCCCAGACUAACAUAUCUAAACUGAAUCU